Molecule: messenger RNA, 1551 nt
Organism: Owenia fusiformis
Lineage: Eukaryota; Metazoa; Annelida; Polychaeta; Sabellida; Oweniidae
Source: the annotation of a GenBank genome assembly
GACCUAGACUUCUUGCAAUGUCGCAGAGGUUCUGCUUACUAGUUAGGCUUCUACUUGCGUUCCCAGUGAUGGACUACGCUUUGGGAUUACACGGAGAGUUACGGAACGUGACGUCAUCUCGAUUUCAGCCACAACAGCAUCUGCUUGGUCCAAAAACAAGCAUGGGGACAAACCUAGAUGCAAAGUCUGAAGAACAUGGGAAACGACAACACUCGGUUCUUCAAGAACAGUCCGUAACCCGAGAAAACAAACCAUGGAUAAAGGACGGCUCUGUGAUUGGCCGAGAGCCACAAAGUAGGAACCACGUGCACGUGCGACGUGAAGAAAAUCCAUCACACUCGAUUGGUGAAGAGAAUGAGUCACGUGCGGAAAAUCAAGAGAACCCGAUUGGUCGAGUAUUUGAACUGCGCGCCAAACGAUCCGUUAAUGUUUACAGUGCCUAUUCGGUGAUACGCGAACUAGGUGGUGAAGAUUUGGACACAAAGUGUCAAUUAUUGACAAACUUUGACCGUUUAUUAAGCAAUCUACAUUCCACUAAUUGGUUAGAGAAACGACAUGAACAACAGCCGAGAGAUAACCAUAAUGACACACGCAUGACGUCAAAUCUCAAGCAUGAUAUGACACGUUUAUUUACAAACGCACUGUUUCAAAAUUUAGCCGACCCCGAGCAUUUUUCAAGAGCGAAACUCGAAUGCACGAAAUAUACUGAACAUGGACGCAAACAACCCAGUCAAAUGAUUCCCGGGGACACAGCAACUUCAUCGAAGCGACGUCAGAAACGUUUUUCGUUCAUACAUCCCGGGACGAAAUGGUGUGGACCGGGUGACAUUGCUAGUGGAUUUGAUGACCUUGGUGCGUUUGGGAAGAUCGAUACAUGCUGUAGAUCACACGACCACUGCCCAGCGAAGAUCCUAAGUUGGGAAACGAAGUAUAACGUGUUCAAUCAUAGAUUGUAUACGUUAAGUCACUGUGACUGCGAUGACAGCUUUCGAUAUUGUUUACGAUCAUCAAAAUCUAAGACGGCUGACGAGAUUGGAAAAGCAUUCUUUAACACACUUGGGGCAAGCUGUAUCACUCUACGAAGGAAGCCGAAAUGCAUCGAACACAGCUGGUUGGGAGCCUGUAACAAAUAUAGCGCGGACGAUAGCACGAUCGAAGCUGACGUACACAAUUCUGAUACAUAUGUCCCGUCGAUAUAUUAAUCAUGAUUAAUUGAUGAUUUUCUGAAGUGUUUUUUUAAUGUAACGUUUGCACCCCCACGAAUUCUUUAAUGAUACGUCGGAGAUUUGUGACAAAUUGACUCCAGUUGACAAACGUAUGGAUGAGAAUGUACAAUGUAGUUCAGAAGAGAAAACAAGAAAGCGUCUUCGGGGUCAGUUUAUUAAGGUAUCGUCCCUUCGGAAUUUGCCAUAUAGAUCCUGAAAUGGCUCUAUAGCAACGUCAUUAUAUGUUAUGACAAUGUUGGGGAAAGAAUUGGGUUUUGAAUUCUUGGUCUGUACAAUGAAAAAUAUGAUUGUUCGAAACUAGUACCACGUAUAUAAAUUACUGUAG